Messenger RNA from Episyrphus balteatus (marmalade hoverfly), 3336 nucleotides. RefSeq names its product calcium-binding mitochondrial carrier protein Aralar1 (gene aralar1). Gene Ontology annotation, biological process: L-glutamate transmembrane transport; aspartate transmembrane transport; malate-aspartate shuttle. Bases 549 to 2597 code for a protein of 682 amino acids. The transcript has 13 exons. NCBI's taxonomy places the organism in Eukaryota, Metazoa, Arthropoda, Insecta, Diptera, Syrphidae. Gene Ontology annotation, molecular function: calcium ion binding; L-aspartate transmembrane transporter activity; L-glutamate transmembrane transporter activity. The record is from RefSeq and is a predicted model, not a curated record.
CGUUCCUUCAUUCCACACAUCCACCGUGGGGCUUUUAUUAUAUCUUUUUUGCUCCCCAACGAAACGACCGUAUUUUCUACCUAUUCUUGAUUUGUCGUUUUUGCUCAACGUACAGUUCCCUCGCUCAUGUUCGUCGUUCUUCGUGGAUAAAAUCGUGAUUCAUCUCUUGCCAUUAUUAUAUUGGACGCGAUUCCUCCAAUUCUCCCCACAACAUUUAAUUUUUUCGCAAUAAAAAAUUGUGUGGCUUACAUGUUUUUCCAUAUUUCUCCCCAAAAAUAUUAUCAAUUUUCAUUAAAAUUGCAAAGAAAAUUAUAAAUUUAAAUCUUUUCUUUUGGUUUGAGUAGAUUUUUAUUGAAUUUUUUUUUUCCAACAAGACAAAAGAAUUAAAAACGUGUGCAGGAAAGUGCGAUAAAACCAAGAAAACAAGAAUCGGAUUUCCGUAAUUGGUUUUUGCAACAAAAAAAAAAGAAAGAAAGAAUUGAAAAAAUAAAUUAGAAAAAAAGUUAGGUAAAGGUGUUGUUUUUUUUUUUCUUUGCAAAGACGUGAUAAUGAAAAGUGCAUUUUCACCAGUUCAAUGGAUUUUACCCGUUGUCCAAUGUCAAGAGGGACCGUCACAUUUGAAACGUGCCAGUACAGAUAAAUUAAAAGAAGUCUUCCUUAAGUAUGCAUCACAACAAAAAGAUGGCGAAGCCUACAUGACCAGUGAAGAUUUUGUGCGAAAAUAUUUGGGACUUUUUACAGAUGCUGCAUUUAAUGAUGAAUCCGUCAGACUGUUAGCUGGUAUAGCAGACACAAGCAAAGAUGGCCUUAUUUCAUUUGCUGAAUUUCAAGCUUUUGAAGGUCUACUCUGUACUCCAGAUGCUUUAUACAAAACAGCAUUUCAAUUGUUUGAUCGUAAUGGCAAUGGAUCAGUAUCUCAUGCUGAAUUUGCGGAAGUGGUACAAAAAACCGAACUGCAUUCUAAAAUUCCUUUCAGCUUAGAUGGUCAAUUCAUUCAACGCUACUUUGGCAGAGACAAACAAAGAGUUAUCAACUACAUGGAAUUCUCUCAACUCCUUCACGAUUUCCACGAAGAAUAUGCAAUGGAAGCAUUCCGAAGCAAAGAUCCAGCUGGUACUGGAUACAUUUCACCAUUGGACUUUCAAGAUAUAAUGGUUAAAGUGAAAAGGCAUUUACUCACAGCAGAUGUUAAGGACAAUCUUGUUGCAGUGACAGAAGGACACAAAGUUAGUUUCCCCUACUUCAUGGCAUUCACAUCGCUUCUCAAUAACAUGGAAUUGAUCAAACGUAUCUACCUGUAUGCAACUCAAGGCAAUCGCGUCGAACCCGUCACAAAAGAUGAACUUUUAUUGGCCGCACAAACAAUGAGCCACAUCACACCACUCGAAAUUGAUAUCCUUUUCCAGCUUACCGGUGCACUUCAUCAAACGGGGCGCAUUGUCUACGGUGAUCUAAGCAAUAUUGCUCCAGAGCACUACACCAAACAUAUCACAACGCGCCUGGCUGAUAUCAAGGCUGUUGAUAGUCCUGCUGACAGAUCGGCAUUCAUUCAGAUUCUCGAGAGCUCCUACAGGUUUACUCUUGGUUCAAUUGCUGGAGCUGUUGGUGCAACUGUGGUUUAUCCAAUUGAUUUGGUUAAGACGAGAAUGCAAAAUCAACGUACUGGUUCGUUUAUUGGUGAAAUUGCUUAUAGAAACUCAUGGGAUUGCUUUAAUAAGGUCAUUCGUCACGAAGGUGUUCUUGGUUUAUAUCGUGGCUUGUUACCUCAACUUAUGGGAGUUGCACCUGAAAAAGCUAUUAAGUUGACUGUUAACGAUUUUGUUCGUGAUAAGUUUACCGACAAACAAGGAGUCAUUUCGAAAUAUGCAGAAGUUUUAGCUGGAGCAUGUGCUGGCGCAUCUCAAGUUGUAUUUACUAAUCCAUUAGAAAUUGUUAAGAUUCGACUUCAAGUUGCCGGAGAAAUCGCGGGUGGCGCAAAAGUUCGUGCCUUAUCAGUCGUUCGUGAUUUAGGACUUUUUGGCUUAUACAAAGGAGCUCGUGCCUGCCUUUUACGUGAUGUACCGUUUUCUGCCAUUUAUUUUCCCACUUAUGCUCACACAAAAGCUUUGUUCGCUGACGAGGAUGGAUACAAUCAUCCACUUACUUUGCUUGCUGCUGGUGCCAUUGCUGGUGUUCCAGCUGCAUCUCUGGUUACACCUGCCGAUGUCAUCAAAACUCGCUUACAAGUCGUUGCUCGAACUGGACAAACUACGUACAAAGGAGUUUGGGAUGCGACAAAGAAAAUCAUGGCCGAAGAAGGACCUCGUGCUUUUUGGAAAGGAACUGCUGCUCGUGUUCUCCGAUCAUCACCACAAUUUGGUGUAACGCUUGUCACUUAUGAAUUACUCCAGCGCAUGUUCUUUGUCGAUUUCGGUGGUUCUCAACCCACGGGCUCAGAGGUGAAGAAAUCUAAAGCUAUCGACGAAAGUAUUCAUAGACUAAAUCCAGAUCAUAUUGGCGGUUAUCGUGCGGCUGUGCCCAUGUUGAAUGGCAUUGAAUCCAAAUUUGGUCUUUGUUUGCCACGUUUUGGUAGACCAACACCAUCCACGGGGUCGUGAUUACCCAAAGAAAAAUUUAAGAACGCCAGUUAAGGUUUAUUUUUCAAAGAAUUGUUCAGAAUAACGUCUCUUUCCUUAUUUUGCUAGGAAAACUUUAUGAAUUAAUUAAGUAUAAAUAUAUUGUAGAUCUAAACAAAUUUACAAAAAAAAACAAAAAAAAAAAAAAAUAUUGAAAUGAUUCAACUGUUAACUCAAAAAACAAAAACAAAAAAAUGGUUGAACCAUAAACUUCAACAGAGAUCUUUGUAGGUAAUUUAUUUUUUUAAAAGUUUAUUUUUUCUAUAAUAAAAUAAAAAUAUUCAAAGUCAAACCGUUUUGCUGCGGACCUAAUAAAUAAUCAUAAAACAAAAAAUAAUUGAAUAACUAGAUAAUAUUUUUAUUUCUUUAUUAUUUUUUUUUUUUAACUGAAGAGUGUUCAAUAAUUUCCUUUCGAGAAAUCAAAUUAAAAAAAAAAAAAAACAAAAUCAACGAAAGUUACACACAAAAAUAAAAUACACAAAGUGUACUUUCUUAGUACACGAAUUUGAUUAUCCAACAAACUGUUAAGUUUCACAGUCAAGUGUUAAAUUUUUGUUAACUUUUUUUAUUUUUUGUUUGUAAUUGUUGAUUGUGCCUAGCAUUUAUUUCAUUGAAUUAAGUUUUAAAGAUUAAUUAUAUUAAACGAAGCAAAGAGUAUGUUAAACACAAACUUGUAAAUAUCUAGCCGAAAAAAAAAAAAAUACAUUAUGUUGUUCUUGUU